AAAAAGAAGAUUCAACAACCUUUCUUGCCUAUUCCUCCUUUCAGAAUAAUUCGUUUUGUCUUAGUAUAAUUCUUUACAACUUUGACACUUUUAAAGCGGUGUUGUAACAACUUAUGGUUGCACUGAGUUAACCAUGGCGGAAACGAUCGGACUUGCCUCCGGGAUACUUGCAUUGGCGACGUUUGCCUUUCAGACCAGUGUCUCUCUUUAUGAGACAGUGAAAAGUUUUCAAUCGCAUCCAAAGCGUGUCCGUGACCUUCUCGGGGAGCUGGAAGCUUUGAGCGCCGUGCUGGCACCCCUUGUUGAUUUAGUAAAAUCGACAUCUGAGGUUGAUCUAUCAGUCCUCGAUUUGCCGUUGUUCCGAUGCGGCAAUGCCUGCAAGGAGUUCCAGCAAGAGCUACUCCGAUGCGCGUCAAGAUCGAGCAGUAGUCGCGCAAGUUUCCGUGAUUGGGCAAGAUUGACAUACAUGGGUGGCAAUAUUGAUGAUUUGCGUGACUUGUUGGCAGGAUACAAAGCUACAAUCAAUAUUGCCUUGACCGAUGCCACACUGCGCCAAUCUACGGUUGCUGUUGAAAGCAUCAGGGACUAUGAGGGUCUGAUUCAAGAUACGAAGGAAGACCUAGGGGCUCGACUUGAAAAUAUUGAUCAAAAGUUAAAGCAGCUGGCUGAGAAGAACGGAAUUCUCUCUGAACUAGAUGCAAGUGAACUGCACUCAUUGCAGGAGGAGCGCCGGAGUACAGAAAAAUGCCUUCAGAUUUGCGCCCAGUUGUCAAGCCAUAUCGAUCAAAUUCAGCUGAUAUCCGACAAUGCAAGCCCUGCUGACGGAUCUGAGAUGGCUGAUAUUUCGCCCGAGACUGUCACGAAUGAAGGCUUACAAGAAUGUAAAAGGAGCCUAAUUGCCACAACCGUCAAGUUGGAAAAGCAUAUGCAAGAGGUCAUGGAUCGGCUGCUCGCGAAAUCGAGAACUACUGUUUCUGAUGAAGAUGCUCAAGAUUUGUCGCGGCUACGUGACGAAUGGGAGGCCGCUCGGCAGUGCUUAGAUAUCUGCUCCCGUGCGGAUAGUCACUUCAAGGAGACUGUCAGUGUUAUCGAAAACCACGGCACUGGUGACGCUUUGCAGUUUAUGGUUUCCGCGAAUGGGAAAGUUCUUCAUGGAAAAAAUCGGGGUCUGGGUUGGAGGAACAGACAAGUAGGAGGCUAUAUGAGCAACGAGUCAAUCCAGCAGCUAUCACGAGACCUCACAGCUCACCACACUGUUUAUUCGAGAAAUGAAGAGCCCAUCUCAGAAUCCGAUACUUUACCACGCGCCAGCGAUGCGGCGGGGGAUGAGACGGUCCCCGAAUUUAAGGAACGCUACGGGCGAGGUUUCACCCUAAGAUCGGCGCCGACACCAGAGACAAACAUAUCGUCCCGCAGUGCGAGUAAGCAGUAGAGCUUCAGCCUGUGAUCUUGCCACAAAAAGGCCCCAUGUCAAGAAGGAUCUGAUUUUCCACUUGUUCUUUUUCUAAUUUGUCUUCUAUUGUUUGAGAUCUCAUAUCAACCUCCUAUAUUCUUUCCUAAAUAGCUCUGGCAUUGCCAUGAAGCCUUAUUCUUGUUAGUAAAUCGAGAAAUACCAAGAAUUUCUGCUACG
Molecule: messenger RNA, 1630 nt
Organism: Aspergillus japonicus CBS 114.51
Lineage: Eukaryota; Fungi; Ascomycota; Eurotiomycetes; Eurotiales; Aspergillaceae
Exons: 2
Coding region: 134-1432 (432 amino acids)
Source: RefSeq, a predicted model, not a curated record